Messenger RNA from Paramuricea clavata, 905 nucleotides. The record is from the annotation of a GenBank genome assembly. NCBI's taxonomy places the organism in Eukaryota, Metazoa, Cnidaria, Anthozoa, Malacalcyonacea, Plexauridae.
CUCGUGUUUUGCCGCAAUUGUUCUCGUGCCUAUCAUGAUGGACCAUGCCAAACAAAUAAUGAAACCGCUGGUGCAACUGCUACAGGAACAACGGGCGCAAACGUAAGUUACCAUAGAAUACAGGGUUUGGAGACUGGGUACAAUUUAUUCUCUAUGUAAAGUUGCACUUAUUAUCUACCGAACCUGAAUAUUUCAAUCUCAAUAAUAAUUCAUGAGUAAAUUAGCCAACCAUAUUGAAGUAUCGAUACUGGAUCGAAAUUAAUUCAUUCCUUGGACUGGAUCAAAAUUUUUUUUCACUCACUUGAAGUAGUGAUUUAUUCGUACGAGAUGUCAUUUCAAAUUCUCCAAUUUGGACUGGACUACAUUUCAAGUCCUCACAUUGUGAUCAAAUUGCGCGCACUUGAAAUCUAAUCCAGUCCUCUUAGACGGAUUUGAAAUAUUACGUAAGUGAUUUAAAUUUGUUUGAGUUCGGCUUUUGAAUUUACAUGGCGCUGUUACAGGCCUUGAGCUCAGGCGCUUGCUUCGGCUUUCUUUAAAGGUAGAGUAAUACGGGCAACAAAAUUGCUGCAACUUGCAACAAAAUCUGAUUUCUACGCAUGUUAAUUGAAAAUGUUUACACAUACAUUACAAAUCACGAGGCAACAUGUGUCAACAUUUCUACUUAACAUGCGUUGAAAUCAGAUUUUGUUGCAAGUUGCAGCAAUUUUGUUGCCCGUAUUACUCUACCUUAACUCUAAUUGAAAAUGUUUAUUAUUAUCCUGUCUGUUCAGAGAUUUCAAGUGAGUGAAACAAACAAUGAGCGGUCAAGAUGGGACCGCCAGUCAGAAGAACGCAUCAGGAAUACGACCAAGAGAUGUCCGAACACGAAAUGUAAUGUUCCCGUGGAGAAAAACGGUAUGUCACAG